Molecule: messenger RNA, 736 nt
Organism: Caenorhabditis sp. 36 PRJEB53466
Lineage: Eukaryota; Metazoa; Nematoda; Chromadorea; Rhabditida; Rhabditidae
Source: the annotation of a GenBank genome assembly
AUGCAGCCGAUCAUCCACUUCCUGCUCGUCGCUCUCCUUCUCGCCAACGCCAGCGAGUGAGUGCUCCUUGGAUGGAUUCGAAGGUUCUGGAACCUUUGUGCUGUUCCGGAGCACUGCGGGUUCCUUGGAUGAUUCUGGAUGAAUCCGAAGGUUCUCGAGCUCUGGAACCUUGUGCAUCGUGUCUCUUGAACCCUGGACUGUUCCGGAGCUAGAAAAAAAAAAACGAAUUUUCAGAGUCUCGUCGGCAGCUCCGUCUGCAGCUCCCACUGCGGCUCCCACUGCGGCUCCCACUGCGGCUCCCACUGCGGCUCCCACUGCGGCUCCCACUGCGGCUCCCACCGCGGCUCCGACCGCUGCUCCGACUGCUGCUCCGACUGCUGCUCCGACUGCUGCUCCGACUGCUGCUCCCACCGAAGCUCCGACUGCUGCUCCCACCGAAGCUCCGACCGAAGCUCCCACCGAGGCUCCGACCGAAGCUCCCACCGAGGCUCCAGCCGAAGAAACAACUACCCUCCCCGAAAUCCAAGGCCCCGAUUACAACCCAUAUACGGAGGCUCCAGUGACGUCUUCGCGCCCCGUCUUCUCGUCGACAACGAAAGCGUCGAGGCCGUCGACGCGGUCGACGCCGUCCUUGGAUUCUUCCACUUCGGAUGAAUUUUCGUCGACGCCCACUGACUCGUCGGCCUCGUUUUCGGCACUCUUGGCUCCGCUGCUCGCGCUGCUCGUGACCUUCUGA